AUGGCGGGUGAUUUUAUCGAGGAGGUUAUGCAGCAGAAGGCGCCAGGGGUGCCUGAUAAUAUAAAACUUCAACAACCCCAUACCAGCUCCAACCCCCAAGGGGUCCGCAAGCGUCUCUCGGCGAACUUUUUCAAAGCGACCUUUAGCUCGCGUAACAAAGCGGUGUCAACCGCUGUUUCUUCACGUUCCGUCGAAGAAACUACAAAAAUAGGCAGCGCGGAGACUAAGCCUAUUACUAGAAAUAGGCCUAGAUCAGUUUCGCAAUUAGAAGAAACAAAAUCAAAAGCGAAAAAGGGUAUAGAACGUUCAAAACCGGUUAACCGCUUCGAUAAGCCCCCCUGUCCUGAGCGACCACUGAGGGCAAAGCAGUUGACACCUGAACCCUCGGACCACAAAACUGCAUCCGAACAAAAGUCUCAACAUGACCUGAAGAGUGCGAAUGUGGUGUUUCAAAUCGUAAAGAAGUCUGUAACACCAAAGCAGUCUGCGCCAAAGACCCCAGAUAGUAUUUUGCCGCCAACUUUGAAACCAAGGCUGCCCGAAAAAACGAAGCUCAAGCUGAAUAAAUUGAUUAAUAAUAACAAUGUUUGGAGUAAUGCUAAUAUAGAAAAAAGUAAAAUUACUCAACUUACACCUUCACGAGGACAACAGGGCAAGCAGGAGCCCGCGCUGAAAGGCGCUCCGUCCGUUUCGAGUCUCGACUCGAAGCACAAAGUCGCCCCGUCGAGAGACAAGACGUUAAAAAUAUUCGGCUCCAAAGAGAAGCUCCACAAGGCGCACAAGAAAAAAGACUUGGGGAAUAACAAUGCGGUAUUAGAAGACCCAGAGCUGAGAGAGGUGCUAGAAUACGAAGAUGGGCAGGUGAGGGAGUACGGGAGCGCCGAGGAGCUGGGCUCGGUGGGCGAUCGCGGCUCCCAGGAGUGCGUGAGUCUACCGGUGAUGCUCAACGCCGACCACAUGCCGGGCUUCCAGGAGGUCGAGCUUAGGCCUAGAAUACCAUCUGAGGCAUCGCUAGGCAGCGGCGUGCGGGAGACGGAGGCGCUGCGGCGGGAGCUGGAGGCCUGCAGCGCGGAGCGUGCGCAGCUGCAGGCCCGCCUGCACCAGCUCGAGCAGCGCGCCGCGGAGGCUGAUGCUCUGAGCGCGGAGCUGCACCGACUGAAGGCGGCGGAGGCUGAGCGGGAGGCUGCGAUGGAGCGUCUGGCGGACGAAAACGGAGCGCUGAGAGCGCGGCUGCGCGGCGUCGCUCACUCGCCGCUGUCCGACAGCGAGAAGCGGCAGCUGCUGCUGGCGCCGGCGCCGCGCCGCAUGCACUCCUCCGCGCCCGCCUCCAUCGCGCUGGCGCACAACGUACGUAUCUGUAAUGUUGCAGCCUGCAGCGAGAAGCGGCAGCUGCUGCUGGCGCCGCGCCGCAUGCACUCCUCCGCGCCCGCCUCCAUCGCGCUGGCGCACAACCGAGAAGCGGCAGCUGCUGCUGGCGCCGCGCCGCGCCGCAUGCACUUCUUCGCGCCCGCCUCCAUCGCGCUGGCGCACAACGUACGUAUCUGUAAUGUUGCAGCCUGCAGCGAGAAGCGGCAGCUGCUGCUGGCGCCGGCGCCGCGCCGCAUGCACUCCUCCGCGCCCGCCUCCAUCGCGCUGGCGCACAACGUACGUAUCUGUAAUGUUGCAGCCUGCAGCGAGAAGCGGCAGCUGCUGCUGGCGCCGCGCCGCGCCGCAUGCACUCCUCCGCGCCCGCCUCCAUCGCGCUGGCGCACAACGUACGUAUCUGUAAUGUUGCAGCCUGCAGCGAGAAGUGGCAGCUGCUGCUCGGCGCCGCGCCGCAUGCACUCCUCCGCGCCCGCCUCCAUCGCGCUGGCGCACAACGUACGUAUCUGUAAUGUUGCAGCCUGCAGCGAGAAGCGGCAGCUGCUGCCGGCGCCGCGCCGCAUGCACUCCUCCGCGCCCGCCUCCAUCGCGCUGGCGCACAACGUACGUAUCUGUAAUGUUGCAGCCUGCAGCGAGAAGCGGCAGCUGCUGCUCGCCGGCGCCGCGCCGCAUGCACUCCUCCGCGCCCGCCUCCAUCGCGCUGGCGCACAACGUACGUAUCUGUAA
Parnassius apollo (apollo) is the source of this 2088-nucleotide messenger RNA. The record is from the annotation of a GenBank genome assembly. NCBI's taxonomy places the organism in Eukaryota, Metazoa, Arthropoda, Insecta, Lepidoptera, Papilionidae.